Molecule: messenger RNA, 2025 nt
Organism: Neohortaea acidophila
Lineage: Eukaryota; Fungi; Ascomycota; Dothideomycetes; Mycosphaerellales; Teratosphaeriaceae
Product: mitochondrial inner membrane protein Mitofilin
Exons: 3
Coding region: 1-2025 (674 amino acids)
Biological process (GO): cristae formation
Cellular component (GO): MICOS complex
Source: RefSeq, a predicted model, not a curated record
AUGUGGCGCGUCGGUAUCGCUCGGAGUGCAGGGAGCCUUGAGCAUUCCGCAAGGCUUGCUGCACGGCGCCAAUGGCAGCCGCAACGGAUACGACCUGCGUUCAAGCGAUCAUUCGCCGACCAGAACCCCGUCGCUGGAGUUCCUCUAGGCCCCAUCUCGGCCAACAAUAAGAUCACCCCCGUUUCAGCUGCCUCCGCCGCCCAUACUCCUCCCCCAUCCCUCAAUACCGCCAAUCUUCCCCCCACUGGCACUGGAACCGCCAGUACCGGUCCUGCAGCAGCUCCUCCUCCAAAGCGACCACGGAGACGUUUCCGUAACUUCCUCCUCAGCCUCAUCGUCUUGUCAGUCCUCGGCUACGCUGGGGGCGUCUACUAUUCGCUCGUCUCCGACAAUUUCCACGACUUCUUCACCGAGUACAUCCCCUUUAGCGAGGAUGCGGUUGCCUACUUCGAAGAACGCCAGUUCCGAAAACGUUACGCCUCAAGAGAUUCACCGACAUCCGCGCGCACGUGGCCUCAACCGCGAGGCGAGCAAAAGGUGACAAUCGGCAAAUCAAGCGGCCUGACCCCAAGACUAGCAGAAGAGACGAAUGCUGGAUCGGACUUGGGACAGAAGGGAAGGCACUCUAGCGCAACAGAGGACAACAAACCUCCGCCGAGAGAUAGCAAAAGUGCUGGACAGAAGCCGAAGGAGGACAAGCAGGCAGCCGAUGCCGAAAAGGCCAAGGCGAAGGAUACCACUCAGCCUGCGUCAGGUCAGCGUAAAGAUGCGGCGCCGGCGCAGGCAGCAAAGCCAGCCAAGAAAGACGCCGGCAAGACCGACGUGAAGAAAGACAGCAGCCCCUCGAGCGACGCCUCCAAACAACCUGCCCCUGAACCCAAGCCUUCCUCUCCCGCCCCCCAAAUUGACCACCUCAACGUGCCCGAGGCCACCGAGCCUGUGGUACAGGAUCUCGUCACGCUGGUCAACAACAUCAUUACCGCCAUCAAUGCGUCCUCCGAACGAUCGCAAUAUGCCACCACCCUCACCGCUGCCAAGGACCAAGUCAACAAGAUCAUCAGUGAAGUGACUACGCUGAAAGACAAGGUCAACCACGAUGCCGAGCAACAGAUCAAAAACGCGCACACCGAAUUUGACCAAGCCGCCAAGGAGCUGGUCCGCAGGCUGGACGGGGAAAUGAAGGAGCAGGAGGUGAAGUGGAGGGACGAGUAUGAGGGCGAGCGGGAGAGGUUGAGCACAAGCUAUCAGCACCGGCUGUCUGCAGAACUCGACGCAGCGCGCAAGCUGGCGGAACAGAAGGAGCAGAACGCACUACUUCAGCAGGAGAUCGACCUCCAGAAGCGCUUCAUGGACCAAGUCAAAGAUCAAGUCGAAACGGAGCGUGACGGCCGCCUGUCCAAACUGGAAGAGCUGUCUGGGAACGUGUCCGAGCUGGAGAAGCUGACGGGCGAGUGGAACAACGUUGUCGACAGCACUCUCCAAACACAACACCUGCAAGUCGCACUCGAAGCCGUUCGAGCCAGACUACAGUCCUCCGACUUCCCCACCCCAUUCAUCAACGAGCUCGUCGCCUUGAAGGAGAUCAGCAAAGAUGACGACGUCGUGACGGCCGCGAUUGCAUCCAUCAACCCCGUCGCCUACCAACGCGGCAUUCCCUCGCCGGCACACCUGAUUGAUCGCUUCCGCCGCGUGGCCGCGGAAGUGCGCAAAGCAUCGCUCUUGCCCGAGGAUGCGGGCAUCGCGAGCCAUGCCGCCAGCGCGGUGCUGAGCCGACUCAUGUUCCCCAAGAAGUCCGAACGCGGCUUGCCAGAGGGCGAGGACGUCGAGGCGACGCUCGCGAGGACAGAGGUGCUGCUCGAAGAAGGCGACUUGGACGCUGCGGCGAGGGAGAUGAAUGGGCUGAAGGGAUGGGCGGGUGUGUUGAGCCGGGAUUGGGUGGGUGAGUGCAGGAGGGUGUUGGAAGUCAGGCAGGCUGUGGAUGUCAUCGCCACCGAGGCACGACUACAAAGUCUGCUUGUCGAUUGA